AAAAACUAAUAAUAAUAAUUUCAAUCGAAGUAUCACUAAUUAAUUAAUAAUCAUCGUGUCAAGCUGAAAAGAGAAUACUCCGCGCCACCGUCAUCCGCCGAUAAUAUUAAUAUAAUCGUGUAUUUGACAUUUGUGCCGUUGUGUCGUCGUCAACAUCUCGCGGUCACCAAUAGGCUCUAAUUACAGAAUUUAUUAUCGCCUUGGUCGUCACUGGUUAAUUCGUUAUUACAUUAUAAAAUUUUUUACAUUCCUGUCGUCGUCCGUUGAGUUUAUUUUUAUUUAACAAAAUAAUAAAAUAAAUAUCAUAAUUUUCGAAAGUUCAAAGCACGGCCGAUCUAUCAGUUUAUCAUCCCUACGAUUUUCCCUGAUUUGAUAUAAAUAUUUUCGUGACAAUUUUAUCACUGGCCGAAUUUAUAAUUUUUAUUUAUUUCGAUUUUCGUGUCACUCGUUUGUGUGGUAUGAGUAUUAUACUAAUCUGUUACUUGUUAGUGGGAUCAUCUAACCCGAUUGGCGAUCGCCAGCACUCGUAAAGUCGUAAUUAAAUAAGUAAAUAACAUCCAAUUCAAUUAUUAUCGAUACAAAUAACAACUUUAUAUUGUGUUAUUAUUAAUUAUUUAUAUUUCAUUGAUUUACUGCUGUGCCUGUGCGUCAAGCGCGACUACGAUCAUUCGCCAUAUUGAUCGCGUAACGCGUUAUCAAUAUUUUAUUAUUAUUGUGCUCGGUGUUUGUUUUGGGUUUCGCGCCGACCAGCCAGCCACACACCGACACCGCACGACGGACAAGUGUGAAGUGAUAAAAAAUAAUAAUUUGCUGUAACACACUAACACGACAACGGAGCUCGAAACGCAGCCGCCGCCCGCCGUAUACGGUAGACGGAAGUCCUUUUUACGACUUUGUUUCUAUUCUACUUUAGUAUUUCGUAGGCCGUUCUUGUUUGCGGCGGUUUCCUCUGUCGGCCGCGUCUGUCACCCUUGUCGACGCAGUUAGAUAAUAAUAAUAAUAAUAAUAAUAACAAUAGCUGUUGUAUUGUAUUUUUGUUAUUGCUGAUUGCCGAUCGUGAAAAAAAUGCCGGACACGAAACCACUGUUGGACAACGGCGAUUUGACCGCUCUAAAAGCGUCGGAAGCAGAUUCUCCUUCAUCAUCCAUUAUUGAUUCCAAUACAUUAUCUACUAAUGUACCAAAUGAAAAUUCAGAUUUUACAGUUCCUGAGAUGGGACCUGAAAAUGCUGCCUCUAAAGUGACGUGUAGAGUUUGUCAAGAAAUGAUUGAUGUUAUCGGUAAAAGGGAACAACAUGUUGUAAAAUGUAAUCGCUGCAAUGAAGCUACUCCAAUAAGAAGUGCUCCAGCAGGCAAGAAAUAUGUACGCUGUUUGUGCCAUUGUCUUUUGAUUUGCAAAAGUACAUCACAACGUAUUGCUUGCCCCCGUAUAAACUGCAAAAGAGUUAUAAACUUGGCGCCAAGUCCUGUAACACCACCGAUUCCUCAGGUUCCAGGAAUGUGUCGUGUUACUUGUGUGCACUGCCAGGAUACAUUCCUUUUUAACAUGUUACAAAAUGCAUUGGCUAGAUGUCCACAUUGCCGUAAAGUGUCUUCUGUUGGUCCUGAAUUUGCCAAAGCAAAAGCCAUAUUUUUCCUCAUAUUAUCUGUUAUACUGUUUAUUAUUGGUGGGGGUGUUGUAUUCUUUACAUACUCAAAUGCAAAGACUCACAACGGUUAUUUCAUUAUUCAUAUUGGAAUCCUCAUGUUAACACUUUUAGCACUUUGGAAAUGUUUAUACUAUUGCCGAAUUAAAGUCAGCUCAAUCGAUGGACCUGUUUAAAAAAUAAUAAUAACUUGUAUCAUUAGAAUAUUGGUCAUUUUAAAUGUUAAAAAAAAUUAUUUUAUACUAUGGUAAAUAAUUAUUGUAGUUUUAUACCACUUGUUUUUUUUUUUUUUUUUUUUUUUUUAAUAUUAAAUGUAUUUGUUGAAUCUUAUAAUACGAAGAAAAUGAUUCUAUUUACAAGUGUACACUUGUGCAGUGAUGUUGAAUAAUAAUAAUAAUUCCAUAUUAUUACUAUUUUUGAUGACCAUAAUCUUCUAUUUUAAGUAAAACAAAAAAAAAUAAAGGAUUAAGACAUUCUUCUAUCUAACAUUUAUAAAAUGC
Messenger RNA from Rhopalosiphum maidis (corn leaf aphid), 2145 nucleotides. RefSeq names its product type 1 phosphatidylinositol 4,5-bisphosphate 4-phosphatase. The transcript has 6 exons. The coding region runs from base 1066 to 1821 and encodes 251 amino acids. Gene Ontology annotation, biological process: phosphatidylinositol dephosphorylation. Gene Ontology annotation, cellular component: plasma membrane; lysosomal membrane; phagocytic vesicle membrane. The record is from RefSeq and is a predicted model, not a curated record. NCBI's taxonomy places the organism in Eukaryota, Metazoa, Arthropoda, Insecta, Hemiptera, Aphididae. Gene Ontology annotation, molecular function: phosphatidylinositol-4,5-bisphosphate 4-phosphatase activity.